AUGAAGUGGGGUGGAAGAAAAACCUCUUCAGCUUCAUCUUCUUCUAAGCCUUCCUUUAUCUCUCAUGUAUCUCCUUUUACAUGGCUGUCAAAGUUCAAGCAGAUGAAAAUCAACUCAGACUCGGAGACGAAACCUGAAAAGCCGAAGCAGAACACCCCAUCUGAUGAUACUUCAUCACAAUUUCCUCAUGGGAAUAGAGGCAGGUUUCAUCCAGGUGAUGAUGAUGCUUUCUGGAGAUUGUCAUUUGGUGAAGAGGUUGUUAAUGAGCAAAAGAAGAAAAGUGAAGAUAUUAUGAAGCCAAUCAUGUAUAAUUUGGAGGCUAAAAGAAAUGGAAGAAGAAGAAGAAGACAGGAUAGAAAUUUGAUGAAUGAAACAAAGAGUGCAAAGGAAGUUGAAUACUUAAAGAAGAGAUAUGAGAAAAAAGCAGAGAGAGUCUUACAAGAUCAGCUCUUGAAAUUACGGAAUGCAGAAGAGGAAGAACAAUUUGCAUCAAGUAAAUGUAAAUCCUUAGAAAAGGAUGAGCUUCGGUUCGAGUCACCAAGAACCCGUUUCUUUUCCUCUUAUGUAGAUGCAGAAAGUUCUAACCUUGGCCUUGGAAGUAUCAGAGAAAACGGUGUGAAACAAUGUGACGAGUUUAAAGCGAAGGGUAACAAAAAGAGGGAAUCAGUUCAUGUGAGCAGAGAGCUUCAGAGGAGGAAACCAAAGCAGAGCUCCAAGGUAAGAGUGCGUUCUCCAAAGAUGGCUACAAAAGUUGAAAUCUGCAAAAUAAAGACAAUAGAAGAUAAAAAGAAAGCAAAACUAAAGAUGAAGAAAGAAGAAGAAAUUGUAGAGGAAACAGAACAAGGUUUAGAUAGCUUUGCUGUUGUAAAGUGUUCUUUGGAUCCACAACAAGAUUUCAGAGAUUCAAUGAUUGAGAUGAUCAAAGAGAAACAGAUAAGUCAGCCAGAAGAAAUGGAAAAGUUAUUAGCAUGUUAUUUGAGUUUGAAUUCAAAUGAAUAUCAUGAUUUAAUUAUCAAAGUGUUUAGGCAAGUAUGGUUAUGUAUGAGCCAAUCUAGUUUGUGUACUAAACCAGACAAGCAAUGUUGUUACUAUGAUUAA
Messenger RNA from Lathyrus sativus (Indian pea), 1098 nucleotides. NCBI's taxonomy places the organism in Eukaryota, Viridiplantae, Streptophyta, Magnoliopsida, Fabales, Fabaceae. The record is from the annotation of a GenBank genome assembly.